Molecule: messenger RNA, 1065 nt
Organism: Pisolithus orientalis
Lineage: Eukaryota; Fungi; Basidiomycota; Agaricomycetes; Boletales; Pisolithaceae
Exons: 6
Source: RefSeq, a predicted model, not a curated record
GGACAAUGGAUCCCCUUAUAUAUGUUCUGGAUCUUUCAUUUUGCGCGCCUGCGCAGCAACUUUUAGGCUUCAUUUUGCAAACACGUUGCGCAUUAUAUAUUGGGCACUAGUGCGGUUUCUAGGCCAUCUCCUCUUACCCUCGAGCACUCCCUGAAUCAGUAACAAGUGCCAGGAGAAAAUGCGAGUCGCCUCACUUGUGAUCGCAGCGUUCGUGGCCGUGAGCGGUGCUCAGAACAUCGGCCCUGGUCCAUACAGCGUGGACGCCAUUCAAGCGUUGUACAAUGCCUCCGUCGUAUCACAGUGUGCGACUGCUUGUAGUGUUCUAUCGAACAAUACCAGCCUGUCGGGCUGUCAAGCAUCCCUGUGCUGUACAUCGAAUUUCAUUCAAAACUACCGUAACUGCCUCGAAUGCAUAAGUCAGCUUCUCGACGGCUCCAGUACCACUAGUAGCACGAAAAGCGCAGUUAACCAGCUAUUGACGUCCUGUAUUCAAGUGGGUGCCCUGCCUCCACCCCCGACGGCGUCUCAAAACCACAUAAACCACACUUCAUAUGCUAUGGCGUCUCAGACAGGGUCCCAGUUCUCCCCAACUAACUCCCCUGCGACUGGCACUGGCGUCGUCUCGGUACCCCCUGCCAGCAGUGUGAUCAGCCCCACUAGCCCCUUCUCCGGUUCUCAAACUAGCACUACAUCAGUGGGUGCGACGCCCUCGUCCACGAAUAGCGCAGUCAGAACGACUGUUGGCCAGGCUUACAGGCGGUAUCGCGUCAGUGCUUGCAUGGGCUAUUCUCCAAAUGAUGUGAUCAAAACCUGUGAUGCCUGCACUGAGUCGGACUCAGCUGAUACACAUGCAUAAUCCAGAUGGACACUUCCACCAACCCCUUCCCCCUGCUGGAUGUUUGCCUGACAUCAGCAUUCUUCUGUGGUAUCUCUGCCGUUCGUUGUUCCUGGGGUGAUUGUGGUUUCCUUGACGUCCACUUAUUAUCUGAUUGACAACCAUACGUACUCAGUAUCGUUCCCUGCUAUUUAGUCAUGUAGUGCAAACUUAUACCUGUUGUCAGUCAC